AUGGUGAGCUGCCCUCUGCGCGGGCCGCACAGCGCAGGAGGACCGAGCAGCGGGUCUGGCGCACGAAGUCGAGGUGUUGUCCUGGGGUCUCCAAAAAGGGGAACAGUGGAUUUCCUAAAUCAUUGCCGCUGCCAUGCUGAGCGAGACAGCGGCCAGGCAGGACCCAGUGUCAUGAUCUUAACUGAGGAUAUUUCUCUUAUUCUGUCAUAGCAACAAGAGCAAGAUCCCACAAAUCUAUACAUCUCAAAUUUACCCGUUUCCAUGGAUGAGCAGGAGCUGGAGAAUAUGCUGAAACCCUUUGGGCAUGUCAUUUCCACCAGAAUAUUACGAGAUGCUAAUGGAGUCAGCAGAGGAGUCGGCUUUGCCAGAAUGGAGUCUACAGAAAAAUGUGAAGUAGUAAUUCAACAUUUUAAUGGCAAAUAUCUGAAAACCCCACCCGGUCUACCAGCCCCCACUGAGCCUUUGCUGUGCAAAUUUGCUGAUGGAGGGCAAAAGAAGCGCCAGAAUCAAAGCAAAUAUACACAGAAUGGAAGGCCGUGGCCCAGAGAAGGAGAGGCUGGCAUGGCUUUGACUUACGAUCCAACAGCUGCUAUACAGAAUGGAUUUUAUUCCUCACCAUACAGUAUUCCAACAAACCGCAUGAUUCCACAGACAUCAAUCACGCCAUUCAUUGCUGCUUCCCCUGUCUCUACAUAUCAGGUCCAGAGUACUUCAUGGAUGCCUCAUCCGCCAUAUGUUAUGCAACCAACAGGUGCUGUGAUAACACCAACAAUGGACCACACUAUGUCAAUGCAGCCAGCAAGCAUGAUGGGCCCUCUGACCCAACAGAUGAACCACCUUUCCUUGGGCACAACAGGAACGUACAUGACUGCUGCUGCACCUAUGCAAGGGACCUACAUUCCCCAGUACACUCCUGUGCCUCCAACAGCUGUCCCUAUUGAAGGUGUUGUUGCUGAUACUUCUCCACAGACAGUAGCAUCUUCAUCACAGGAAGCCAGUGGUCAACAGCAACAGAUGACUGUGGAAACAUCCAGUGAACAUGCACCUGCAUAUUCUUACCAACAGUCUAAGUAA
This is a messenger RNA of Tauraco erythrolophus (red-crested turaco), 1074 nucleotides long. The record is from RefSeq and is a predicted model, not a curated record. Lineage: Eukaryota; Metazoa; Chordata; Aves; Musophagiformes; Musophagidae.